Molecule: messenger RNA, 1373 nt
Organism: Syzygium oleosum
Lineage: Eukaryota; Viridiplantae; Streptophyta; Magnoliopsida; Myrtales; Myrtaceae
Product: bifunctional monothiol glutaredoxin-S16, chloroplastic
Exons: 2
Coding region: 82-984 (300 amino acids)
Source: RefSeq, a predicted model, not a curated record
UGUCUUUUUCAUUUCCUCUUCUAUCAGAGUUUUCGGUCUGCAGUUUCUUCCCCUGCAACUGCAACAACACUUGCUCCGACGAUGGCCACCAGCACCGUCAGCCUCUCCUCCUCGCCUCUCCGUUCGCUCACUUCGAGCUCAUCGCACCCUCCUCGAGCCAGAAUUACUCCUACCCUUUCUUUUGCUUCCCACCUUAAGCCCCCCUGCGUCCUCCUCUCCCCGCUCCCCGCGGCGCCUCGCCGCCCCGCCGGGCCUCGCCCCUCCCGCGUCUCCGCCGCGCUGGCGGGCCUCUCCAACACCGAGCCCGCGCCGGUGCCCGCCGACUCCGGGGAGGUCGCGCGGAGAUUUCCCUCCGCUUCCGGCGUUUACGCCGUGUACGACGGCGAGGGCGAGCUUCAGUUCGUCGGGAUCUCGCGGAACGUCGCGGCCAGCAUCGACGGUCACCGGAGAUCGGUCCCCGAGCUCUGCUGUUCCGUUAAGGUUGGUGUUGUUGAUGAACCUGAUAGAGUGGCUCUCACUCAAGCGUGGAAAUCAUGGAUGGAGGAACACAUGACAGCCACCGGGAAGGUGCCACCUGGAAAUGAGUCAGGAAAUACCACGUGGAUUCGGCAGCCGACCAAGAAGAAGCCCGAUCUUCGCCUCACACCUGGCCGCCACAUGCAGUUAACCGUACCUCUGGAGGAACUGAUUGAUCGGCUGGUCAAGGAGAACAAGGUGGUGGCCUUUAUCAAAGGAUCAAGAAGUGCUCCGAUGUGUGGGUUCUCGCAGAGGGUUAUCGCCAUCCUAGAAACCGAAGGGGUGGAUUACGAGAGUGUUGAUGUGCUCGAUGAAGAAUAUAACUAUGGUUUGAGGGAAACACUGAAGAAAUAUAGUAAUUGGCCCACAUUUCCACAGGUCUUUGUGGAUGGCGAAUUGUUGGGGGGCUGUGACAUCUUGAGCUCUAUGUACGAUAAGGGUGAGCUCUCUGGCUUGUUCAAAAAGUAAAGCAUAGAAUUUUGUGACUGCUUUCGUGUUGGACCAGUUUUGGUGGAUGGGAUUGGCAGUCUAUGAGAUAUAGCAAGUUAAUACUCAGAGAGCUCAUAAUGUAAGCUAUUACUGAAGCAGAUUGAAGAGAAUUUCUCUCUCAGUGAGUUGUCUAGGUAUGGUCAAUUUUUCUCCUCUUGCCUACUUCAGCUCGAUCUUGGUAAGGUUUCUCCCUACAUAUUGCUACUAAUCCUAUGAGUCAAUUCUCUGACAAAAUGUAAGAGGGAUUCUAAGAGACUAGAAGCAUGCCAUUUUUUGCACUGCUGGAAGGGUCACUCAGGAUGCCGUUUCAUCUUGGAGUAAUGUUUUACCUGAUGAGAGUUCAUUAUAUAUUUGAUUGAUCUUUGCAA